AUGGACAAUUUCCUCCCCAAUUCCCGUCGAACAGUCCGUACAUUGGACUUUGCCGACUUUCUCCAUGGCGAUGCUAAUAAACAGAGCAAAUUUUGCCGAGAGCUAAUCGCGUGCCUCAGCACUGUGGGAUUCGUGAAGCUUGUGAACCACGGACUUGGUGACGAAGAGCUCUACGAAGUAUUUGAAUGGAACAAGAGGUUCUUCUCACUCCCCCUUGCCGCGAAGACGAAAGCGGCGCACCCAUAUGGACCGAACCCACAUCGCGGUUACAGCUACAUCGGGCAGGAGAAGCUGUCCAAGGUCAAGGACUACGAAAAGGGCACUCGAAAUGCUGCCGAAGUUUAUGACGUCAAGGAAUCGUUUGACCAAGGUCCCGCACACGACGAACUGUAUCCGAAUAGGUGGCCAGACGAGGGUGAUCUUCCAAAUUUCCGAGUAUUCAUGGAAAGAUUAUACGAUCGCUGCCACCAAAUCCAUCAAGAGAUCCUUCAAGCCCUAGCACUUGGCCUUGGCCUUGGCCCUGGCUUCUUUCGAGACAUAUGCGACCAAAACACUUCGGAAGUACGCUUGAACCACUACCCCGGGUGCGAGGCUGCCGUCCUGCACAAAGGUGCAAAGAGAAUAUCCGAGCAUACAGACUUUGGCACAGUUACACUGCUCUUCCAGGACUCCGUGGGUGGCCUAGAGAUAGAAGACCAGCAUGUUCCGGGAGACUACUUCCCCAUUCCCUUUGGGAGUAGAUCGGAGAUGAUUGUCAACAUUGGUGAUUGCCUCCAGCGCUGGUCCAACAACAAGUUCCGCGCCACGAGCCAUCGUGUAGUCCUCCCUCCGGGGUUGAGUGAUGGCUGGAUCGAGGACAGAUACUCGGUGGCCUAUUUUGGGAAGCCUAAUCGGUCACAAGCUGUGGGUGCCCUGCCUGAGCUUUUACCGGAGGGAGUAAAGUCUAAAUAUAGCAACAUUACUGCUUGGGAAUAUAAUCAAGAGAAACUCACCUUGACAUACUAG
Molecule: messenger RNA, 1005 nt
Organism: Metarhizium brunneum ARSEF 3297
Lineage: Eukaryota; Fungi; Ascomycota; Sordariomycetes; Hypocreales; Clavicipitaceae
Product: 2-oxoglutarate-dependent dioxygenase
Molecular function (GO): 2-oxoglutarate-dependent dioxygenase activity
Source: RefSeq, a predicted model, not a curated record